CGCUACUCGGCACCUCUCGUGCAUCAUUCGGUAACCAUGAAGACGGCCUGGUCCCCUCAGCUGGUCACCAAUGAAGUUGACUAUAUCAGCAGGAUCACUUAGGUGUAAACGUCUGUUGAGCUGAAGUCGAGACAGCCGUCUCCUUAAAUGACGAAGGCUGAUAUGAAAGUUACGGAAGCCGAGAGCGGCCAUGGUGUUGUGUGACUUAAAAAUGAGAGAGCGUCAUCCACCUGAGCACAGCUGGACUCAGACAUGAGAAGAGGAUGACUGAGGAUGGAGAGGACGGCCCCCUCCAUCGCUACUGUGAGGCUUCUGGAAAAGGAGACUCGAUUGUAAACAGUCCCCUCAACACCUCCAUAGUAGAUGUGAAAUCUACCAACGGGCACAAGGAUGAUCUUAAGCCCACAGCUAGAAACGCAGGGGAUGGGAUCAGUGUGUAUCAGCCCUGCCCCCCCUUGGUUCCCAGGUUGUCAAAGUCCAGCAAAAGCGCUUCAUUGGAGGAGACUGUGAGAACCAGGAGGUUGAGAAACAGCCAGGAGAGUCUGAGCGACCCGGCGGAAACUGGCUCCUCCACAGACUCGCUUAAAGAGGACCAAAUGGCUCCAGCUCCAAACAGGUUUGUUCUCGGAGGUGCAGCUGCAGUGAGAAAUGAGCGGGACCCCAAUGCAAGACCCCAUUCUGCUGUUACAGCUGGAUCCCCAGUCUUCCGGGACAGAGGAAGUAGUCUUUCUGACUAUGAAAGAAGACCCCAGAGCCAGCAGAGCGACCUCACAAACCAGCAGUGGAGGGCCACCAAGGUGCGCCUGUCUCCGGUGCAACCCACCGGACCACUGCCUGCUCUGGAGAAGAGCUUUGCGUCAGCCACUUUAAGGGCAGCUAAUAGGAUUGACAGGGAUUGUUUGGAUUAUGCCAUGCUGGCCAGAGAGAGGCUUGGAGAAAGGUUCCACAGGAACCUGAGUGACAGCCGGCUUCUGGAGAACAUGGGGUCGGAUAGUACCUCUGUCAACUCCAUGAGGUCCACCUACAGCGUGCUCAGCCCCAUCAGACCACAGGAUGUGAGAAACAGGAGUUUUCUGGAGGGCAGCGUGCUGGGUAGUGGUGCCUUGCUUGGGGCUGAGGAGCUGGACCGCUAUUUCCCCGACAGGAGAGUGGGCAUCUAUAUCACUACUUGGAACAUGCAAGGAGAGAAGGGCCUUCCAGCCAACUUAGAUGACCUCCUCCUUCCAACAGACUCUGAAUUUGCACAAGACUUUUAUAUUAUUGGGGUCCAGGAAGGCUGUCCUGACAGAAGGGAGUGGGAGAUCAGACUUCAGGAGACUCUGGGACCUUACUAUGUCAUGUUAUAUGCAGCAUCGCAUGGUGUUCUAUAUCUCGCUGUGUUUGUCAGAAGAGACCUCAUCUGGUUCUGCUCAGAGGUGGAGCACGCCACAGUCACAACGAGGAUCAUCUCUCAGAUCAAGACCAAAGGGGCAGUGGGAAUCGCCUUCACCUUUUUUGGCACUUCUUUCCUCUUCAUCACUUCCCAUUUUACAUCUGGAGAUGCCAAAGUCUACGAGAGAAUACUGGAUUACAACAAGAUCGUCGAGGCUCUAGCGCUCCCAAAAGGCCUUCCAGACACGAACCCGUACCGCUCCACACCGUCUGACGUCACCACGAGGUUCGAUCAGGUCUUCUGGUUUGGAGACUUUAACUUUCGGCUGAAUAGAGACCGGGCUGAAGUGGAGACCAUCAUGAACUGCACAGGAAGUGGCGAUAUGAACCCUUUACUGGAGCACGAUCAGCUCUUCAGGGAAAUGAAAGAAGGUUCCAUCUUUAAAGGCUUCCAAGAGGCACCAAUACAGUUCUUCCCCACGUACAAAUUCGACAUCGGCUGCGAUAUUUACGACACCACUUCUAAACAGAGAACACCUUCAUACACAGACAGGAUCCUGUUCAGGAACAGGCAGCCUGAUGACAUAAAAGCCCUCAAGUACACCAGCUGCUCGAACAUCAAGACCUCGGACCACCGGCCUGUCGUUGGUGUCUUUCAGGUCAAACUCAGGCCAGGAAGAGACAAGUAUCAGGAGGAGGAUCACCAGAGAGCUGAAGAGGAGGGAGGCCAUGAAGAACCAAAGCAGCAGCACGAUCUGCACUAUCUCUUAAAACCCAUUAAUGAACAGACCGGAUCGGGUUUGACUAGAUCAGAUCUGUGCCAGAAGCAGGAAGCUUGAAAUGGACCAAAAGGAAAACCGGAGGUGUCUUAACUGAGAGCAGCUGCGUCCUGAAGAAGCUGGCUGGACUUGAGGGCAGGGACCUCGAGGUCAGGCAGACAGCAGCAGUCUGGCCUUUAUUUAUUCAGCCCCCUGUACUAAUACAUGACGGGGGGGGGGG
This is a messenger RNA of Archocentrus centrarchus (flier cichlid), 2370 nucleotides long. It is a transcript of the gene inpp5e, whose product is annotated as inositol polyphosphate-5-phosphatase E. Gene Ontology annotation, molecular function: inositol-polyphosphate 5-phosphatase activity; phosphatidylinositol-4,5-bisphosphate 5-phosphatase activity. The coding region runs from base 264 to 2210 and encodes 648 amino acids. The record is from RefSeq and is a predicted model, not a curated record. The transcript has 11 exons. Gene Ontology annotation, cellular component: nucleus; Golgi apparatus; axoneme. Lineage: Eukaryota; Metazoa; Chordata; Actinopteri; Cichliformes; Cichlidae. Gene Ontology annotation, biological process: phosphatidylinositol dephosphorylation.